AUGGAAGAGAUCAAUGGUUGGCUCUCCUUCCCCAUCCAUGAGAGUCCCAAUCAAGACCUCGCCAUACGUCGCUUUUGCCCUGCAAGGGUCGAGCAAGGACAAUCGGGAGGAGAAUGGGGGGAAACUCUAACAGAUCGGCUACUUGAGCUAUGGUCUCCCCUUCAUGCCACUAGCACUCCUCUCUUGGCCCCUUCCGAGGAGGAGGAAUUUGUCGGCAGCUUCUUUAACAUGGAUUGUUAUGACAAUGAUAAAAACCAACUCCCCGAGCAACAGAAGGCAUUAAUCGAUCAAUUUCAAGAUGAGCUUGAAAGCUUUUCAAUGGAAAAUGAUUUUUAUGGAGACAUCCCAAUGAUGAUUGAAGCAGACGAGUUGGAAAUGAGUAGCUCAUGUGAAGAUCUCGGGGUGGUUUUAGAUUUAGAGAUGGUGCCUCAGUGUGGAGAAAAGGUGAGCCAGGGGAUGGACCAAGGACUUCACCUGGUGCACUUGUUGCUGGCCUGUGCUGAGGCCGUGGGUUGCAGGGACACCCAACUUGCCAACUCAUUGCUCACCCAAAUCUGGCCUUCUUUAAGUCCUUGGGGUGAUUCCUUGCAACGGGUCUCCUAUUGCUUUACUGUGGGAUUGAAAUCUAGGCUCUCACUCCUUCACAAUGUCAGCGCAAAUGGUUCAUUCACAGACUGUAUCAUGGUGGAUAUGUCCUCCAUCGAUAGGGAGGAGAAAACACAAGCUUUUCAUCUACUUCACCAAACAACUCCAUAUAUUGCUUUCGGCUUCAUGGCUGCCAAUGAAGCUAUAUGUCAAGCAGCACAAGGGAAGGAUUCCUUCCAUAUCAUUGAUCUAGGAAUCAAAAAUACCUUUCAGUGGCCUUCUUUGUUGAGAACAUUGGCUUCACGGACCGAAGGCCCUCCAAAACUACUUCGUAUCACAAGCAUAAUUGGAGGAGGUCAAGAUUUCCCGAAUCUUGAAGCCAGUAUGACAGCACUUGUCGAUGAAGCUAGUUCACUUGGCAUCCCUCUGGAGUUCCACAUGAUUGCAGAGCCAGCGACACCAUCAUUUUUAACUAGAGAAAAUCUCAAAUUGAGGGAAGGCGAAGCAUUGUUUGUCAACAGCAUCAUGCAUCUGCACAAGUAUGUCAAAGAGAGUAGAGGCUCUCUAAAGAUAAUCCUUCAAUCAAUCAAGAAACUAAACCCAACCCUACUUACAGUAGUGGAACAAGAUGCGAAUCAUAAUGGGCCUUUCUUUCUUGGAAGAUUCCUAGAAUCACUGCACUAUUAUUCUGCCAUUUUUGAUUCACUUGAAGCUACUUUCCCACGAAAUAGUCCACAGAGGAUGAAGAUAGAGAGAUAUCACUUUGCGGAGCAAAUUCACAAUAUUGUAGCUUGUGAGGGCUAUGGCAGGAUUGAAAGGCACGAAAGAAUAGAUGGAUGGCGAAGGCAACUAGGCCGAGCCGGUUUUCAAGUGGUAGGUUUGAAGUGUAUGAGCCAAGUUAGGAUGAUGCUAUCUAUCUAUGGCUGCGAUGGCUACACUCUAGCUAAUGAGAAGGGUUGCCUUCUGCUCGGUUGGAAGGGCAGGCCCAUAAUGCUAGCAUCUGCAUGGCAACCACAGAACGUCCAGUCGUCCUAA
Molecule: messenger RNA, 1620 nt
Organism: Ilex paraguariensis (yerba mate)
Lineage: Eukaryota; Viridiplantae; Streptophyta; Magnoliopsida; Aquifoliales; Aquifoliaceae
Source: the annotation of a GenBank genome assembly